GUAACUCGCACACUGAAAUACGGCCACACUACCCGCCCCAGACGCUGUGCAUUCUCAAAAUUAGUUAAUUAUUUACUUCGGCGAGCAUGCAAAAUCCGAGUGUCACAAUCGAACGCAAACGCGUCGACUGCAGCGCCCUGCCGAAAGGAUGGCAGCGCGAAGAGGUCCGCAAGUCCGGCAGCAGCUCCAAUAGCAACGCCAGCGCCUCCAACACCACCACCGCCAGCAACAACAACAACAAUAACAAGGUGGAUGUUUUUUACUACAGUCCCACAGGAAAAAGGGUGGAGAGCAAGCCGCAGUUGGCGCGCCAAUUGGGCGGCGAAUCCUUUGACAUCGCCAGCUUUGAUUUCCAGUCCGGCAAGAUGCAGCAGCAACCACACCACCAGCGGGCGCUGCCCUCGCCCUCCAUUUCGCUGUACCGCUGCAGCGCCAUGCCGCUGCCGUUGACGGGCGGCGGUGGUAGCAGUGGCCACGGUUCAGCGGCCAACGCGCUCAAGCGGAAGUUGGCCCGCUCGCAGCUGGGCAACCAGGCCAGUGCUGGAUCAGGCUCGGGAUCAGCUCCAAUACCAGCAACGGCGGCAGCAGCAACCGCCUCCUCCUCCUCGCCCGCGUCAGCCAACCGCCAGCAACAGCAGAUUGAACUCAGCCGGGCCCUGCGCACAGAUGUUUCCCUGGUGCCACCCAUCCGACAGACUGCCUCGAUCUUCAAACAACCGGUAACGGCAAUUCGAAACCACAGCCAGGACCCUGGAAAGGUGAAACCCGACGCCAAACAUGGCACUCAGGAGAAGCCCAAACAGUUGUUUUGGGAGAAACGACUGGAGCGACUGCGCGCCUGCCACGACAAUGGCGAGGAACUCGAUGACAUCUCACUGCCCAAAACCAUACGCACUGUUGGCCCCAAUGUCAACGAACAGACCGUCCUCCAAUCGGUGGCUACCGCUCUGCACAUGCUCAAUGCCGGCGUACACGGCCAGAGUUCGACAAAGGCUGACUUGACCAAGAAUGCGAUGGCGUUCAUGAAUCCCGAACAGCCGCUCAUGCAUGCGGUGAUCAUCUCCGAAGACGACAUACGGAAGCAGGAGGAUCGGGUCGGUGUGGCGCGGCGAAAGCUGCAGGAUGCACUCAAGACAUGAGUGCCAAGCUUCUCCCUCAUGCAUCUACAUCUACCGAUUCCAUUGUAGACUCGUAACAUCUCUAUUUAUCGUAUUGACUCCCUACUAUUCGAAAUCUACUUGUAAGUCUAGCGCGUAAUAAACCAAAACCAACUCCAA
Drosophila serrata is the source of this 1277-nucleotide messenger RNA. RefSeq names its product methyl-CpG-binding domain protein 2 (gene MBD-like). Gene Ontology annotation, molecular function: methyl-CpG binding. The record is from RefSeq and is a predicted model, not a curated record. Gene Ontology annotation, cellular component: nucleus. Gene Ontology annotation, biological process: negative regulation of transcription by RNA polymerase II; DNA methylation-dependent constitutive heterochromatin formation. Lineage: Eukaryota; Metazoa; Arthropoda; Insecta; Diptera; Drosophilidae.